AAAAGCAACAUGGAACCUUAUUCCUGUGACACCUUCGUGGCAUUACCUCCAGCAACAGUAGAUAACAGGAUUAUUUUUGGAAAAAAUUCAGAUCGACUCUGUGAUGAAGUACAAGAGGUAGUCUAUUUUCCUGCUGCAGUUCAUGAUAACCUGGGAAAACAGCUUAAGUGUACCUAUAUAGAAAUUGAUCAAGUUCCUGAGACUUAUGCUGUUAUCCUUAGUCGCCCAGCUUGGUUGUGGGGGGCAGAAAUGGGAGCCAAUGAGCAUGGAGUUUGCAUUGGGAAUGAAGCUGUAUGGGGAAGAGAAGAAGUCUGUGAUAAAGAGGCACUACUGGGCAUGGACCUUGUCAGACUUGGCCUUGAAAGAGCUGAUACAGCUGAAAAAGCCCUCAAUGUCAUUGUUGAUUUGUUAGAAAAAUAUGGCCAGGGUGGAAAUUGUGCAGAAGGUAGUACGGAAUUUAGUUAUCACAACAGUUUCCUGAUAGCUGAUAGGAAUGAAGCCUGGAUUUUGGAGACUGCAGGAAAGUACUGGGCAGCAGAAAAGGUACAAGAGGGAGUUCGUAAUAUUUCUAAUCAGCUUUCUAUAACAACCAAGAUUGAUCGAGAGCACCUGGACUUGAAAAACUAUGCUAAGCAGAAAGGUUGGUGGGAUGGUAAAAAGGAGUUUGAUUUUGCUGCAACAUAUUCAUAUCUUGACACAGCCAAGAUGUUGACUUUAUCAAGCAGAUACUGUGAGGGCUACAAGCUUCUGAGUAAACAUAAAGGAAACAUAACUUUUGAAACAAUGAUGGAAAUACUCCAAGAUAAACCAAGUGGUAUUAAUAUGGAAGGAGAAUUCCUGACCACUGCAAGCAUGGUUUCUAUUUUACCUCAAGAUUCCAGUCUUCCUUGUAUUCACUUCUUUACAGGGACCCCUGAUCCUGCAAGAUCUGUUUUUAAGCCUUUCAUAUUUGUGCCAAAUAUUUCACAACUAUUGGACACCAGUUCACCAACAUUUGAACUAGAAGAUCCAGUUAAAAAGAAGUCACAUUUUAAGGUUAGGCCUGACAGAAGACACCCACUCUACCAAAAACAUCAACGGGCAUUUGAAGUAAUAGAUAACGAUAAGGAAAAAGCCAAAACAAUGUUGGAUAACAUGAGGAAACUGGAGAAAGGACUAUUCACAGAGAUGGAAUCAAUCAUUCAAAACAAACAUAUUGAUGUGGAUAAAGUUGUUAAUCUCUUUUCUCAGUGUGCAAAAGAUGAAAUUAGAAUUUAUGAAUCAUAUAUUAAUUCUUAGUGAUCAUAUAAAUGGUCAAC
Molecule: messenger RNA, 1298 nt
Organism: Orycteropus afer afer
Lineage: Eukaryota; Metazoa; Chordata; Mammalia; Tubulidentata; Orycteropodidae
Gene: SCRN3
Product: secernin 3
Biological process (GO): proteolysis
Molecular function (GO): cysteine-type exopeptidase activity; dipeptidase activity
Source: RefSeq, a predicted model, not a curated record